AUGAGCAGUGGACUUGCCGACUUUGACGGAGAUGACGUGAAGGCACCCAUUGUGUCUGCGCAGCCGCACAUUGGUGUUGGGAUGGGCACACACAGUGCAGUCGCCCUCGGCGGCUUUCAGGACUUCUGUCUGAAGAGCGAACUCGCCAACGCCAUUCGCGAGAACGGCUUUGAGCACCCAAGCGAGGUGCAGCACCAGGCACUCCCGCAGGCGAUGCUCGGCGCCGACAUUCUCGUGCAGGCAAAGUCCGGCAUGGGCAAGACGGCGGUGUUUGUGUUUGCGCUCCUCGAGCAAAUUGAGAAGGUCGCCGACGGGCAGAAGCCGCACUGCCAGGCGAUCGUCGUCGUGCACGCCCGCGAGCUCGCCUACCAGAUCGAGCAGGAGUUCAAGCGCUUCAACAAGUACCUCCCGUACUGCACCACCGGCGUGUACUUUGGCGGCAUCCCAGAGGACGAGAAUGUGCGGCAGCUGAAGAAGGAAGUGCCGGCGAUCGUCGUGGCCACGCCGGGCCGCCUCGCCGCACUCAUUCAACGCAAGGCCCUCGAUGUUUCGCGCGUGAAGUGGUUCGUUGUCGAUGAGUUUGACAGGUGUCUGGAGGAUGUAAAGAUGCGCCGUGAUGUGCAGACCGUCUUUCUGAAGACACCAAAGGAGAAACAGGUGAUGAUGUUCUCCGCCACCAUGACAGAGGAUCUGCGCAAUGUCGCUAAGAAGUUUAUGACAAACCCAACAGAGAUUUACGUGGAUCAACGGGCAAAGUUAACACUUCACGGACUUGCGCAGUUCUAUAUGAACGUCACAGAGGCUCAGAAGCUGCGGAAACUCUGCGAUAUUCUCGAUGCGGUGGAGUUCAAUCAAGCUAUCAUCUUCACCUCAUCGGUGGAACGCUGUGAGGCGCUUAGCCGUCAACUGCAGUCACUCAAAUUCCCUGCCAUGGCGAUUCACUCCCACAUGGAUCAACAGGAGCGUCUCCGCGUGUAUGAAAGCUGCAAAACAAACCACACCCGCAUUAUUGUCGCAACCGAUCUUUUUGGCCGAGGUGUUGAUAUUGAUCGUAUCAAUCUUGUUGUGCAGUUUGAUAUGGCAUCAGAUGCUGACUCUUAUCUGCAUCGUGUGGGUCGUGCCGGUCGGUUUGGUACGAAGGGACUCACCGUGGCUUUCCUCACUGAAGAGGAAAAGGAGAUUAAGCGUGAAAACCGCAAAUACACCGAUCAUGGCGUCAUGAAGGAGGUACAAGAGCGGUUUGAAAUGCAGGUACAGGAGUUAACAGAUAUCAGCACUCAACUUAAUCAGAGCCAGUACAUGAACCAGUAG
Molecule: messenger RNA, 1311 nt
Organism: Trypanosoma theileri
Lineage: Eukaryota; Euglenozoa; Kinetoplastea; Trypanosomatida; Trypanosomatidae
Product: putative RNA helicase
Exons: 1
Coding region: 1-1311 (436 amino acids)
Molecular function (GO): RNA binding; ATP binding; RNA helicase activity
Source: RefSeq, a predicted model, not a curated record